UAACGUGCCAAAACGACAACGCUCGUUCCCGCUCGCCAUCGUUUCAAAUUGCGAACGAAUUUGCAAAAGCACACACUGUAACCGAUCCAUUCCCACAUCACACAAAAUACAAAAACUACAACUAACAUAGAAGAAGAUGAAGAAGUGAUAUCACAAUCACAUUAUCAUGGAUUCCAUUUCUAACCUUCCGCUCCUAGAGAUCGCAGGCGAAGACGAUUCGUUGCUCUUCGAUGUUUCCGCAGCGUCCACCACCGAUGUUUUCUCUUGCUCCCCUCUCCUACCUCUCAGAUCUAAUCCUCCUCAACACGAAGGAAGAGAAGGUGGUGGCGCUGUGGAUUCCGAAAAUCAAAGAAGUUCCUCGGUUAGUGACAGAGCGAACAAAGAGAACGCGGAUUGGAACACACUGCAGAAGCUUAGCUUGGAGCCUCAGCAAAUGAAGAGGAAGAAGAAAGGAGGCGGUUACAAUUUGCGUAAGAGCUUGGCAUGGAACCGAGCUUUCUUUACUGAAGAAGGUGUUUUGAACCCGGCAGAGCUUUCUAUUAUUAGUGGCACUGCCACUCCUAAGGCAGGGUUGAAUUUGGAAGUAAUCCUUGAAGAAGAGUCCGUUGGCACUUCGAUAGAGUUGCAGGACAUUGAAGAAAAUUUGUUCAUGCAUUCAUCCGAUGCUGUUCCUGUUGAAGAUAGGAAGAUUGGCUUAUCUCCAAAGCCUGCUGCAUUAGCUAAAGCUUCUCCGGCCCCGGUUUCCAAAGCAAAGAGGAAAGUGCUUACUGUCAAUGACUCAGUUGGCAACAGAUCCAAACGCAAUGCUUGUCCUCCACGGGUGCCAGUAGCUUCAUCCUCACUAAAAAAAACUGACACAGUAAAAGCUCCAAGUAAAGAAUUGAAAGUGACUAGGAUACCUGGUCCGAAAUCAGAUGUUUCUGCAAGUGCAACAACUGCCAGGAGUGGAAUGUUGACCACAGGUUCCUUGAAGAGAAAUCAGAAUGCUCGUCCUGCCACUAAUCUUCAGAAGCAUACUGGAGUAAAAGGCCCUUCCAAAAAUCCUAAAACUGUCCCAAGUAACCCAAAAGUUGGUCUGGCUGGUAAAUGUUCAGUUACUAGAACACUUACCCAGCAGGCUGGGAAACAUUUGGAUAACUCAGUUUCAGAAACACAUCCACCAUCUAGAAUGCAUCAAUCAGGAACUGAAGCAAAUAAGGUGUCAGAAGCUUGUCUUUCACAAGGUGUUUCUGACAUCAGUGAGAAAAGGCAACAGACACAGCUUCAAACAACAAAAUUUUCAGGCCUACGGAUGCCAUCUCCCUCAUUGGGAUUCUUUUCUCUGGCAAAAACUUCCAGUUCACAUAGCCAAUUACAGAAAAGUUCUAAACCUUGCAAACCUGCUAGGAGUAACAUUCCUCAAUUACAGAAUUUAGAAACAAAUUCUGUUAAUGAGGCAAGACUACCGCAUGCACCUGGAAUAAGGUCUCAAAUUGUCAAAGGUGCAGCAAAGAAUUGCACUGAGGAAUUAACCCUUUUAGAUGUAAAGUCAGAAUCAAGGAUGCAAGUGGAUAAUAAGCAGAUGGCUGGUGUAGAGGUGGAACAUAAUUCUAUGGGUUCUGAAAAAAUAAGCAAGCAAGAAAAGGUUGAAAACAAUCUUGAACAUGUCAACAUAAAACCUAAGGAACAAGGAGAACUACAUAGAAGUGAGAAUGCCUCUAGCAUGGAGAAUGUGAUAUUCCCUAGACAUGAAAAGAAGCUUCUUUCAGUGAGUCAAACUCAAGAGCAGUCAGAGAAAGAGGCUGGUCACCCUGACGUUUUGUCAAACAAGUAUCAAUCUGUGUUUCAGGAACCACAGUCUAUGGACCAUCAUGGCAUGCUGAGAAAUUCCAUAAUGACAGGUAGUAUUUCAAAUACUGUGCAUAAUGCCAUGGGACAAGAUGAAGAUGAACAAAUCAAACUGUUCGCUUGUGAUGUUCUUACUUCCAAUGAAAGUUUGGUGCUACAGGCAAAGCAUGGUACUUCUUUUAAGGGUAGUAGACUCUCUGAAGAGUUCAAGGAAUACAAUAGUGUUAAGACUGCAUUUUUAAAUUCUAGUCUUGUUGAUUUGAGUGAAACUGUUUUGGGAGGAUCUAUACAAGAAAUCCCCUUUAAGAAUACUGAACAGGUAAAUGGUGAUGCUGCUGAUUUUGUUACAAGUGGAGGAGAUGCACAAGUGCAUUUAUUGAAUGCGAAUCUCUCAGUUGAUUGCAAUGAAAGCACUGAAAGUAAUUUAGAGGCAGUUAAUCAGCAGCUACAAGGGGAACAACUCAAGACUACAAGUGCUGGUAUUGUAGGAGAAAUUAGUUCAUCAAAAGAAGACGAAUCUCAUGUAAAUAGUUGUCAACUAGUCCAUAUGACAACCUUAUCUUCCAAGGGUUCUCCUCAGAAGUCUAUACCAGAAAUCAAUGGUCCGGCUGAAACUGAACCAAAAAUAGCUGAAAUUGAAGACUGCCAGUUUCCAGUAGAUGAUCAAUCAGGUUUCAUUCAGACAAGACCAGAGUUGGAAGGAUGUGAGAAGGUUAUUGACUCAAAGGCAAUGCAUGAUAGUUCUCAAGCAUUUGAAUUGGAUAGUUUAAGUGAAGAUUGUGUGGCUCUUUCUGCACCUGCUUGCAACACUGUGGUAAGCAAUGUUUCUUGGGAAAGCAGACCUUUUCAAGAGAAUAAUGUAGAGAUUCUCCAUUUUACAUCCCAACUAUGUCCAGUGGUAAAAGUUGAUUUUGAUCCGAGUAAAAAUGAAAUGUCAACCAAUAGCUGCCGUAUGAUUUCUGAGUUGCAGCUUGGAGAUGAGGAUUCUUCUAGGGAUGUUUCAAUGCACUAUGAUGUUCCGAUUGAUGUCCCUGGAAACUUUGAGCAACAAAUUAAUAAGAAUAUAUAUUCUAAAGCAAGCGAAAUGCUUUGUGAAGGUGAGAGUUUAGUACUAAAUCAUGGUCACUUGCUUGAUCAAAGUGAAUUUUCUGAAGAAUUAUCUGCAGAUUUCAUUUCAAACACCAAAGAUUCUAUAAGUACUGUUGCUGGAAAAUCCUCUGGCUGUUUACAACAUACACUACCAGCUCAGUUAUCAGUACUGUUGGAUGGUGACUGGCUGCCCACAAAUACUGCUUCUUCUGAAGAAAUCAAGAAAACAAAUUUAUCUGAGAGUGCAUUAGAAGGAUGUGAUAUCCAUACAAGUGAGCGCAAUGCUUCUAAUUAUCAUAUUCAGGCUAUGCCUGAAAUUAAAGAUGGAAAUAUUGAUGUGGAUGAAAGGGAAGAGCUUUUACGAAUUGAUGAUUCAAAAGAAGGUUCUUCUGACAUAUUGCCAUUAGUUGAAGCUCAACUCAAUGACAACGUGAUAUCUUCUGAAUGCAAUUCUUCUAUAGAAGUGAGCAAAGAUUCUUUUACAGACAUAGUUGCUUGGAAAUCUGAGGAGGAUUGUUCUUUGAGUCAAAGUUCAAACUUCCCGGCUUCAGAUAAUUUAACCUUCAACACAGGAAUCCCACAGAAGUUGAAUCAAAAUUCCCCCCAUGGAGAUUGGCCGGAUACUGUUUCUGCAACUGCUUGUGACACAAAGGUAAACAAUGUUUCUCAAGAAAGCCAACCUUGUCAUGAGAAUGAUGUAGGAGAUCUCCAGUUUACAGCCCAACUAUCUCCAAUGGUGAAAGCAGAUUUUGAUUCCACAGAAAAUGAUAUAUCAACUAAUAACUGCUGUACCAUUUCUGAGUUGGAGCUUAGAGAUGAUGGUUCUUCUAGGGAUGCUUCAAUGCACUAUGAUGGUCAAUGUGGUGUCACUGGAAACUUUGAGCAACAAACUAGCAUGAUUAAAUAUUCUGUAGCUAAUGAAAUGCUUUGUGAAGAUGAGAGUUUAGUGCUAAGUCAUGAUCACUUGGUUGAUCAGAGUGAUUUUUCUGAAGUAUCUGCAGAUUUCGUUUCAAACGCCAAAGGUUCUAUUGGUAGUGGAGCUGAAAAUCCCUCUGGCCAUUUACAACAUACAAUAUUGACUCCAUUAGUACAAGAAUUUGAUCACACCAACAGAGAGACUGAGGAAUCACAUCUGGAAAAUGCACAAGUGCAGUCAUUUACUGAAAAUCCAGUGGCAUACCACUGCAGCAGUAAACACAGUCUUGUUACUGAUGAUAAAUUUCCAUUGGCUGAUAACAAUGAUAUAAAUGAAGAUUCUCAUCUUUCUGAUUUUCAAAGGCUUGGUGCUGUUGUUGGUGUAGAUUCCCAGAAUGCUGAUAACAUACUUAUUGCUUCUUCUCAAGAAAUCAAGAAAACAAGUUUAUCUGAGGGUGCAUUAGAAGGAUGUGAUACCCAUACAAGUGAGCACAAUGCUUCCAAUCAUCAUAUUCAAGCUAUGCCUAAAAACAAAGAAGGAAAUCUUGAUGUGGAUGAAACAGCAGAGCUUUUGCAAAUUUAUGAUGCAAAAAAAGGUUCUUCAGACAUAUUGCCAAUAGUUGAAGUUCAACUCAAAGAUUCCCAGAAUGUUGAUGACUUACUGCACUUAGAUGGUGAUUGGCCUCCCACAAAUUUUGUCUCUUCUGAAGAAUUCAAGAAAACAAAUUUAUCUGAGGGUGCAUUAGAAGGAUCUGAUAUCCAUUCAAGUGAGCACAAUGCUUCCAAUCAUCAUAUUCAGGCUAUGCCUGAAAACAAAGAUGGAAAUCUUGACGUGGAUGAAAGAGAAGAGUUUUUGCAAAUGGAUGACGUGAAAAAAGGUUCUUCAGACAUAUUGCCAUUAGUUGAAGUUCAACUCAUUGACAACGUUGUAUCUUCUAAAUGCAAUUCUUCUAUAGAAGUGAACAAAGACUCUGUUACGGACGUAGUAACUUGGAAAUCAGAGGAGCAUUGUUCUUUGAGUGAAAGUUCAAACUUACCAGCUUUAGAUGAUCUAACAACCUUCAACACAAGAACCCCACAGGUCUGUGAAGUUAGUUCAUUGAACAGUACAAUUUUUUUAGAUGAAGCUGAAACUGAUAUCUUUGAGAAAGAUGAGUUUCCACAUACCGACAUGCAGCACCAGUCAAAUGGCAAUAUUAAUUCUGCAGAAGACAGCAGCAAAAUAAUUCGUUUGGAGGAUUCUGUAACUAAAUGCAAGCAAGAAGUUCCUACAGUGAAGCCUCCACCAAAUGCUGCUCCGUUUUCGGAUGAAUGGUUAGCUGCAAUUGAAGCUGCGGGAGAGGAGAUUUUAACGAUGAAAAGCGGUGCUGUACAAAAUUCUCCUCCUGACAAGCCUCAGCAAGAACCAGGUCCUUGGUCCCCGGUGAGACGUAAGAAUCAAUCGAUUGGACCCUUUGAUUGUACCAAACACAAUAUCCAGCAUUCCAGUCCAUAAUGAUAUAAAACUGGGAUUUAAUCUUUAUUAAUCACUAACCAUUUUUUCUUUGCUUGAAACAACCCUUCAGCUUCAGAAGUUUGAAGACGUUGUACGGAGCAAAGUGCUACGCAUGUAGAAUUGCCCAUUGCCACAUUUAUGUCUUACUCUGAAGAUACUUAAUAAAUAAAUAAAUCAUAAACUGAUUGUUGUCAAAUUGUAAAUUAUAUUUUUGUACUAGUUUUUACUUUAUAGAACUCUAGUUUUUGAAGUUUCCCACUAGGUAUAAGAUGAGACUAAUAUACUUUGUUGCCCCCAUAAAACUCUAGUUCUUUCAUCA
Molecule: messenger RNA, 5645 nt
Organism: Glycine soja
Lineage: Eukaryota; Viridiplantae; Streptophyta; Magnoliopsida; Fabales; Fabaceae
Exons: 12
Coding region: 167-5326 (1719 amino acids)
Molecular function (GO): microtubule binding
Source: RefSeq, a predicted model, not a curated record